AUGAAUCAAAUUGCUGAAACAAAGGAGCCAGAGGAGGAGCCAGUGUCUGAACCACAGGAAGUGUUACAGGGUUUGGAGAAGAAUGAAGCAGUGAGUGGUGAAGAAGAGGAGAAGCCACCGGUGGACGAUCCAAUGGAACAAGACUCAGUCACUCCCGCCACCGUUUUUUGUAUUAGGCUCAGGCAACCCAGGUCUAAUUUGCUCUAUAAGAUGAGUGUCCCUGAACUUUGUCGCAAUUUCAGUGCUGUUUCCUGGUGCGGAAAACUGAAUGCUAUUGCUUGUGCUUCUGAAACGUGUGCCAGAAUUCCAAGCUCAACUACAAAUCCACCAUUUUGGAUCCCUAUACAUAUUGUGAUCCCGGAGAGGCCGACUGAAUGUGCAGUAUUUAAUGUCAUAGCAGAUUCUCCUCGUGAUUCUGUCCAGUUUAUUGAAUGGUCCCCUACCUGUUGUCCCCGUGCAUUAUUGAUAGCAAAUUUCCAUGGGAGGGUAACUAUUUGGACUCAGCCAUCGCAUGGGCCAGCCAAUCUUGUACGUGAUACUAGCUGCUGGCUGCGUGAGCAUGAGUGGCGACAAGAUAUUGCAGUUGUUACAAAGUGGCUAUCAGGGGUGUCUCUGUAUAGGUGGCUUUCAUCUAAACCUAGUGCUUCUGCCAAUUCGAAGUCAACAUUUGAGGAAAAGUUUCUUUCACAACAAUCUCAAACUUCAGCCAGAUGGCCCAAUUUUCUUUGUGUAUGUUCUGUAUUCUCAUCAGGCUCGGUUCAACUUCAUUGGGCCCAGUGGCCUUGUCAGAAUGCGACAGCACCCAAAUGGUUUUGCACUAGUAAAGGACUAUUGGGUUGUGGGCCUAGUGGCAUAAUGGCUGGUGAUGCUAUAAUUACAGAGAGUGGUGCCAUGCAUGUAGCAGGUGUGCCAAUUGUUAAUCCAUCCACCAUCGUUGUUUGGGAGGUUAUGCCUGGGCCUGGAAAUAGUUUCCAAGUAACUCCAAAGACAAGUACCAAUAAUGGUGUCCCACCUCUUAGCCCACCCAACUGGACGGGUUUUGCACCUUUAGCGGCAUAUUUAUUUAGUUGGCAAGAUUAUCUAUUAUCUGAAGAAAAGCAAGGGAAAAAACAGACAGACCAAAACUUUGGUGAUUCUAUACCACUUCACUGCUCACCAGUUUCAAAUUUUUCAGCAUAUGUGAGUCCUGAAGCCGCAGCUCAAUCUGCGGCAACCACUACAUGGGGUUCUGGUGUAACAGCAGUAGCCUUUGAUCCAACUCGUGGUGGUUCUGUGAUAGCUGUUGUGAUAGUUGAGGGACAGUACAUGUCCCCUUAUGAUCCAGAUGAGGGCCCAUCAAUCACAGGGUGGAGAGUGCAACGCUGGGAAUCAUCUUUACAGCACGUUGUCCUCCAUCCAAUAUUUGGGAACCCUACUUCAAGUAUGGGUGGACAGCCUCCAAUGCAAACUGUUUGGCAGUCCAAAGUGGACCUAAGCAUUGCACCAACUAAUGAUUUCAUGAAUCAUCAAGCACUUGCAGUUGGAAUGAAUGCUGGUAUGCAAAAGGUAUCUGAGUCUGGCUUUGACAUGUUAAAAGGGGUCAAUUUUGAUCCUUUUGAUCUUCCAAGUGAUAUUAGGACACUUGCUCGAGUUGUUUAUUCUGCUCAUGGUGGUGAAAUUGCUAUUGCUUUUCUUCGGGGUGGUGUCCACAUCUUCUCUGGUCCAAAUUUUGCACCUGUAGACAACUAUCAGAUUAAUGUUGGAUCUGCAAUUGCUGCUCCUGCUUUUUCUCCUACAAGCUGCUGUUCAGCUUCUGUUUGGCAUGACACAAGUAAGGAUCAGACAAUAUUGAAAAUAAUCCGGGUUCUUCCUCCUGCUAUUCCAACUAGUCAAGUAAAGGCCAACUCAUCAACCUGGGAGCGUGCAAUUGCUGAAAGGUUUUGGUGGAGCCUUUUGGUUGGAGUUGAUUGGUGGGACGCAGUCGGAUGUACACAGAGUGCUGCUGAGGAUCGUAUUGUUUCACUUAAUAGCGUUAUUGCAGUAUUGGAUGCGGAUUUCCAUUCUCUUCCUUCUGCUCAGCACAGACAACAGUAUUGUCCUAGUCUAGACAGGAUAAAGUGUAGACUACUUGAAGGAGCAAAUGCUCAAGAGGUCAGGGCAAUGGUUCUGGAUAUGCAAGCUAGGUUGUUGUUGGAUAUGCUUGGGAAGGGAAUUGAGUCUGCUUUGAUAAAUCCUUCAGCUUUAGUGCCUAAUCCGUGGCAAGUAUCUAGUGAGACAUUAUCCAGUGUUGACCCUGAAGCAGUUGCUGUUGAUCCUGCACUAGUUCCAAGUAUUCAGGCCUAUGUUGAUUCAGUUCUUGAUUUGGCUUCACAUUUUAUCACACGGUUGCGGCGUUAUGCAAGUUUCUGUCGUACAUUGGCCAGUCAUGCUGUGACUGCAGGGACUGGAAGCAACCGAAACAUGGUUGCUAGUCCUGCCCAAAGUUCUGCAACUCCUGCAACAAAUCAGGGAGGUCAAAAUGGGACAACCAGUUCCAGUGGAAACCCACAGAUGCAAGCUUGGGUGCAAGGGGCCAUUGCCAAGAUUAGUAGCACACCUGAUGGGGUAUCCAACACAACGCCUAACCCCCCUAUCAGUGGUCCUUCUUCCUUUACGCCCAUAAGCAUUAAUACAGGAACAUUUCCUGGAACACCUGCAGUUCGACUUAUUGGGGACUGUCAUUUCCUUCAUAGAUUAUGCCAACUUUUGCUUUUCUGUUUUUUCUUUCGUCGGACACAACUUCCCCGCUAUAUGGGUGGUGCGCAUAGAACUGUCGAUACAAAUACACAAAAGCCUCAACCUAAUGCUUCUGCUCCCGGAAAGGUGGAUGAUACUGCAAAACCUGUGUCAACUGUGGUUAGGUCAGAUGAUGGUCAGACAGGUCGAGUUGGUCAGCUUGUUCCUGGGGCAAAAGGAGGUGAAGAACCAUCUCCUGGGCGUUCAAGACUUGGUACUGGAAAUGCUGGCCAAGGAUAUACAUUUGAAGAGGUCAAGGUUCUUUUUCUAGUACUUAUGGAUCUCUGUCGCCGAACUGCUGGGCUGCAGCACCCAUUACCAAUUUCUCAGGUGGGGAGUAACAGCAUUCAAGUUCGGCUGCAUUAUAUUGAUGGGAACUACACUGUACUGCCAGAGGUUGUGGAAGCAUCCCUUGGCCCACAUAUGCAGAACAUGCCCCGUCCUAGAGGUGCAGAUGCUGCUGGUCUUCUACUGCGUGAGCUAGAACUCCACCCUCCAGCAGAAGAGUGGCAUAGACGGAAUAUGUUUGGUGGACCUUGGUCUGAUCCAGAUGAUGUAGAUUAUGCAAAUGAUACACCAAAGCUAGUUAGUUUAAAUCCACUUGAUUCCAGCUCAAUGGAAAAUUGUGAUGUCUACUAUGGAGCCAAUGGUUUAUGGCCAAGGAAGCGCAGGAUGUCUGAACGAGAUGCAGCUUUUGGGUUGAACACUUCUGUGGGUCUGGGAGCUUAUCUUGGUAUAAUGGGAUCUCGAAGAGAUUGUAUUACUACAUUGUGGAAGACUGGCCUUGAAGGGGUCUGGUACAAGUGCAUAAGAUGUCUGCGGCAAACUUCUGCUUUUGCCUCACCAGGUUCUGCCAAUGUUCCUAGUCAAAAUGACAGGGAGAUUUGGUGGAUCAAUCGCUGGGCUUAUGGCUGUCCAAUGUGUGGUGGAACAUGGGUUCGAGUUGUAUAGCUGGAUUUAUUACAAAUUGUCAUUAUGUGAAUUUCUGUCGGGGUGAGGGAAGCAACACAUAUUUUUGGCUAAUUAUAGAACUGAAUGUGGAUCAAAUGCUGACUGGAAUUGUACAGGAGGGAGAGAUGUUGAUUUACUUGACAGGUUCAUUCUCAGCAUGUUGUCAUCGUUGGUGACUAAAUGAACUUGUAUUUGAGUAUUUGUCCUACUUAUCACCUUGUUUGGUUCCAAGUAUUCUGAAGUAAUUCAUCCAGAUCUCCAUUUUUUGGGAAUAAUGUUCCAGUCCCACUUAUCCAUGUAGAGUUUACAGUUGCUUCCUCCAGGUGCUUUAAUCUUCGCAAAUAGGAUUAUUAUAUUAGAGGUUGCUGCCGAAGGACAAGAGAGUAGGAACUAAUAUUUGGUGUCCCUGAUUAGUCCCAGAGAAAGCUCUGCAUAGCAUACUACUGACUCCUUGUGUGCACAUGUGUGUGUAGAGGCGUCAAGUGGUCCGGGUGCUAGAGAAGUUUGCCUAUUUCUUGGAACAGACAGAAACCAUGUAAUUAAUUGAAUAACUGAGCAUUUUAUGUCUUUAGAACUCUGUAAAUUGAUUAAUUAGUUUAUUUAAUUUUUUGGGGCAUACGCAAUAGUAUUAUAUUUAAGCAAGUUAUACAUCAAUUUACUAUGGGUCUAUUAU
Molecule: messenger RNA, 4378 nt
Organism: Gastrolobium bilobum
Lineage: Eukaryota; Viridiplantae; Streptophyta; Magnoliopsida; Fabales; Fabaceae
Product: mediator of RNA polymerase II transcription subunit 16
Exons: 17
Coding region: 1-3705 (1234 amino acids)
Biological process (GO): regulation of DNA-templated transcription
Cellular component (GO): mediator complex
Source: RefSeq, a predicted model, not a curated record